UUUGAAAAACUUCCGCUGCCCAGCCACGGUGUCGUCUUGGUAAGACGACGAUGACCGUAAUGUUUGGGGCAUAGCGUAAUCUUUGAGGCUCCCGGCCGCGAUAAGGUCUACAAAUCAGCCAGCGUUCGAGGAACCUUCGAGCAAUGGCGACGACGAUGAGCGUGGCCACGGCCUCCUUUCCCCUGCGGAGAAACCUACCCUCGCCUGCCCGCAACAAUCGCCGCCUCCCUUGCAGAUCGAGCAGAAUUGUGCUUGCUAGUGUAGAUCAAACUGCUUCUGCGCAGGGGAUCAAGAUCGCGGAAGGGAACGGAGGGCUCCCCAAAGUUUCUUUGGUUUCUCCUCAUGGCAGUGAGGCUGAGAUUUAUCUAUUUGGAGCCUGUGUUACUUCUUGGAAGGUUCCAAGUGGUAAGGACCUGCUCUUUGUUCGACCUGAUGCUGUUUUUAACGGACAAAAACCUAUCAGUGGAGGAAUCCCACACUGUUUCCCUCAAUUUGGACCUGGCCCUAUACAACAGCAUGGUUUUGCAAGAAACAUGACUUGGUCAGUCACCGACUCUGAUAACAUUGAAGGAGAUCCUGUUAUAACAUUGGAACUGAAAGAUGAUCCUUACAGUCGUUCAAUGUGGGAUUUCAGGUUUCAAGCUUUGUAUAAGGUCAGGUUGAACUCCAAAAGUCUCUCUACAGUGUUAACGAUUACCAACAUGGACACGAAGCCUUUUGCAUUUACCACUGCAUUGCACACUUAUUUCAAAGCUUCUAUAUCAGGCGUAUCAGUUAAAGGUUUAAAAGGUUGUAAGACUCUUAACAAGGACCCGGACCCUGCAAAUCCUUUGGAGGGUAAAGAGGAGAGGGAAGCAGUAACUUUUCCUGGAUUUGUUGAUUGCAUUUACCUUGACGCACCCGAACAGAUACAACUUGAUAAUGGAUUGGGUGAUACAAUAACUAUACAAAACAGAAAUUGGACAGAUGCCGUUCUAUGGAAUCCGCAUUUGCAGAUGGAAUCCUGCUACAAAGAUUUCGUUUGUGUCGAAAAUGCCAAGAUUGGGAAAGUCCAACUGGAGCCUCAGCAGUCAUGGGUUGCGGAACAGAAAAUUUUUGUCGGCUGAAGUUAAUUUCUCGCCAAGAUCAAGUAGUUGUAAUUCCGCUGAAGAUUCAAGAUAUUGUAUCGUAAACUAGAAUAUAAGAUGAGUUAUUCUGUUAAAAUGUUUGUAUCUUUUGAAUUUAAGUUAUAUACCAUUUUGCUUUGUUUUGAGUUUUCAUC
This is a messenger RNA of Zingiber officinale, 1261 nucleotides long. RefSeq names its product putative glucose-6-phosphate 1-epimerase. Gene Ontology annotation, molecular function: isomerase activity; carbohydrate binding. The record is from RefSeq and is a predicted model, not a curated record. The coding region runs from base 144 to 1106 and encodes 320 amino acids. The transcript has 10 exons. Gene Ontology annotation, biological process: carbohydrate metabolic process. NCBI's taxonomy places the organism in Eukaryota, Viridiplantae, Streptophyta, Magnoliopsida, Zingiberales, Zingiberaceae.